AUGUUUGCACAUAACCUGCCAAACAAACGACGUUUGUCUGAGAAAGCUGCCAUGUUUGAAGAAGGAGCAGAGCCCUUGCAUCGGGUAAUCAAGAAAAGAAAUCGGCCCUGUUUACUGUGCGGUCCUUGCCGAUUGAAAAAGAUUAGAUGCGAGCGUGGCCAUCCGUGCAACAACUGUCUAAAGAAGGGCAUUGCCGACCAGUGCAUAUAUGAUGAACGGUUGAACCAGAAGAAACUGCGGAGCCUGCGGAGUCUGCAAAGUCUGAAAGGUCUGCGAAGACUACAUCAGCAGCUGGAAAAAGAGCAGCCCGUUUCAACACAUGAUGCGAAGCAAGACGGCAUGAUGCAACCAGGGCCAAGAGCGAAAAAGCCAGAGACUGCAGCCGAGCCACUGCACAAGCGCUCACCUGACGUAUGUGUCCUCAUCAACCGAUCUGAGCUCGAAGCCUUGCAAGCAAAAGUCAAAACUUACGAGCUGCUAAAACAGCAAAAGAGCGGCAGCACGCAAGACGCUUUGCACAACCAUAGUAUCCGAAAUUUCCAUCCCAAGAAGAACGUGGUGUAUAACCAGUCGGCCAACACGUAUCGAAACGUCAUCUUUUCAACUCACGAAGAAGCAAGGCCCGGCUAUAUACCGCUCGAUGACGUCACCACCGAUAAAUUUGAAAAGUUUGUCGACCAGCCAACCAUGUCAGUGACCAGCGAAGUCUCGAUUUUCGACUUGUUCCGAAGUGAUCGGUCCAUGAUUGGCAUGAAUCCAUACAGCAGUCCCGAUGAUGUCAUUGACUUGUACUCGCAGAUUUCGUCGCGAUAUGAUUUGAAGAAACCCCGAGGCAUUUACCCUUUGUCGUGGUCGUAUGCCAUAAGAGGAUCUCCCACGAUGCUUGCAUUAAAGAGCUUUGCCCUGAAGCAAAAGGCCAAGGAGGAAACCAAGAGAGUCGCUGCUGGCAUUACCUAUGACCCAUUGAAAAAAUUGAUGUUGCCCAAGGAUGCCAAAAUCAAGAGCGCGUUGCAUUUGGACGGGAGCAUUAUCUCGGUGUUUGAAGCCAAGACCGAGGAAACACUGGACGAUCAUUUGAAUGUGGGUGGUGCUACAGCCAAUAACAACAAAAACAACAACGGCAACAACAAUCAACCGACCUUGGAAGGAAGAGUGACAGGAAAUGGGAAUGGGACUACUACUACGACAGGCAACGGAAAAGUCAAUAUGACUACGUUGGCUUUAGGAUUGAGUGUGCUCGGUGGCACAAAGGACAGAGAGGACUCAUUGAUUGAGCAGAUCAAGACCGCGAUGCCUCCCAAGCGGGUAGUUUGGUCCUUACUUGCACGGUUUGUCAGAUUAUUGUACCCCUUGAUGCCGUUUUUGAUCGAGGACCGUUUCCGCGCUUCGAUUGAAAGCAUCAUCGGCAAAGAGUCUUAUGAAGACGAAAAACCAGAAGUGUUGAUUCAAAGUCGCUUGGAUUUCGCCAACAUUGCAAUAUUGUUUGUCAUUCUUCGUCUCUCUUACUUGUCUCUUUUCCACAACAGGGGGUUCCACAAUGAAAAGAUCUUGACCAAAGAAGUGCUUUCACCAGAAGAGGCUGAAAAAAAGUAUUUGCUCCUCAACCCAAUCAAUCUCGCCACGGCAGAGAUUGCCGUAGCGUGCUACUACCAUUUGGAACGGCUUGGCAAAAUCAGUGUGCCUCUUUUGCAAUGUGCCAUCUACCUUAGAAUAUACAGGGUAUACGCGCCCGAAGAGGGCGAUGGGUUGGAUGGAGGCGAGAGCCACAUGCACACCAGCGUCUUGUCCUCGAUGGGCUACUACCUUGGCUUAAACAGGGAACCUGAUUAUGUCGCCGCGGGACAGGAUGAAAAAUUGAAAAAUCUAUACCGCAAGAUGUGGUACUUUAUGGUUCUGUCUGAACACAGCUAUGCCUCCAUCUAUGGGUCGCCAAUACUGAUACGAAAGGAGUCGUAUGACACCAAACGGCCCUAUUUUUCAGAAAAAAACUCGAAUUUGAUCAACCAGGAGAUCGAUAAGACUUCCUACUAUGUCUUUGCUUUUAUUGCUGCCAUGAUUCGGGGACCCGUCAACAAAAUAACUGAGCUAUACGCCAACGUAAAGGGGGGAGUGAAGGUUGUUGAGCUCACGAACCAUCUCAAUCAUUUGGAGCAAGGGUUAAAGUCGCUAUUGGGCAAAUUUAGCGACUACAUCUACGCCUUGGAAGAGCACGACUCUGGCUACCACACGAGCAAAGUGAUGAAAGUGCAGAUUCUUUUGAAGAUGAAUGCAGUGCUCAUGUUGAACUACUGCUACUUGAUGCGCCACUACGAGCAUAAGAACCGCGAAUUGUGCAUGUUUUACUUGAAGAAACUUUUGACGGUUGCUCUUUACGAAAGUUUGCCGUACGUGUUUGCCUUGAUCACCAAGAGCCAGGAAGCCUUUGGCGAAGGAGCCGACUUGUAUCUCAACCCAAGCAUCAUUCAGCUCAAUGUCAAGAUCAGCGACAUUUGCCUUAUUUCAAUCGUGAGAAGCAACAUUGCCCUUUACAACCUCCUGAAGCAGGCUCGAGACCAACUGAAGCGGCCACACGAGGAUUUCGAAUACGAGCAAACGGUUGGAAUCAUACGCAAGUUUAUUCUGUUGAUGGAAAAGUGUUUUCGAGUUUGUCUUGCUGCGGUGUCGAUCCUUAGCAGUAGGUACUAUUUCGCCUGGGAAGUGGUUAGGACUCAAAAUUACUAUUUGAAAAUAGCCACCAAUGCCAAUUUCUAUAAAGAAAAAUGGCAAGAGGCAGAGGGGUUCCCCAUUCCCCAGCAUAGUCAACUAAAGGAAUUGGUCGACAUUACCACGGCUAGCUUGGACAAGUUGAUGCAACUCGUUGAAACCUAUUGUGAAGAAGUUGAUCUUCCGGGGAUUUUCAAGAUGGGCAGAGAAGGGGACGCCACCAAGAACGGUAACAACGCUCCAGUGAACCUGACCCCUUGCAAAAAGCCCACGGUAGAAACCCCCACUAGACGUGAGGUCCUGAUGGAAAAGAUGCCUUUAUCCGAGUCGGCAUCUUCAUCGAGCGGCCAAAGAAAGAUAUCGGAUAGCAUUACACCUACUUCUUCCUCCGACUUUAACGGGCUCUAUUUCACCGGGUUUGAAGAAAUGCGAUUUGAUAAUAGUGCUGAAAUCGAUUCGAUAUGGCUUCAAAUGUUGUCGACCAAGAAUGUCUACCAUUAUGCUGGUGUCGCUCAAGAACAGCCACUGCUGCAGCUCGAUGGUUACAAUUGGAACUAUAUGCACCCAAAUGUGGCACAUGCAAAUGCAAGUGCACAAAAUAGUACAGAUAAUGAUCCAGUGCAAGUGCCCCCGGUUGCAAAUUUCGGUCCAACGGGGUUCAAUUCCGGGGUACAGCAAGCACAGAUGCCGCCAACGGAUCCAAAUUUGGGCCCUCCCAAUACUGGAUACCAAUCGUACCCGAACCCAAGUCAGUUUACGCAAACAUUCCCUGUGCCGAGCAUAUUCAACUCUUCUGAGCUUUUUGAAGAUUUGCCCUUGGAGAAGUUGUUUAGUAUGUAG
This is a messenger RNA of Lodderomyces beijingensis, 3543 nucleotides long. The record is from the annotation of a GenBank genome assembly. Lineage: Eukaryota; Fungi; Ascomycota; Pichiomycetes; Serinales; Debaryomycetaceae.